UGUAUAUAUUGUUUUCAAUGCACCGCAGAUUAAAAUUUAACAAUUAUGGAAAUUGCUGAGUUUUUAUUUUCUAAACUUUUUUGAAGUAGCCAAGACAUGGGCCUGAACAAUGCAUUUCCAUGGUUGUUGGUCAUUUUUACAGCCCCUGAUUAUAAUAUUAAAAUACUCUGAAGUACUUGUUCUCAUCACGAGAGGAACUCGGGUUCUUCUUCGUCUGUUUCGGCCUCUCCUAUCACCCUAACUGUAACACAUCGAAUAGACAGGCAUCACAUCUUUUCACAACACCACUGGUUUCCGUAUAAGAGAAUCACGCCGGUUGUCUCUAUGCAGUGUUUUAAAUGUGUGCCACAUAUAUCCACACGUAUCCAAAUGAGAGAAUCUAAAUCUACUCAAGCUUCAUCUCGUGUCAUUAAGGAUUUACCUUGACGUGCAAACAUCGUUAUUAUGGUGUGGUUCACUCAUUCCAUGGCUCUAACUGAGGAUCAAUACAAAAUAUAAAACCAACCAACAUCCACAAACAUCUGGAAUCCACCUUUUCGACUCCACUGCGUGAAAUCGUCAAACCUGGCAACAGCGCUGGUGUGACUAACCACAGAGUCUCCUGCCUCCAGACCUCACUGCUGGGGAAGUGCUGCUGCUGCCUAAACCUCUGCACGGCCAUUGCUGCGCUUUAAAGGUAAGCUCCAUUAUCAUGAACAUGGUUUUAAUCAAUCGAACAGCAAUCGAAUAACGCGAGGUUUAUCAGGACGUUUGACGGGGAAACGCUCUGUUGUCGGACUGUGUUCGAUUCCUCGUCACACUCAGAGGUCACACAGUCUGGUCUGUUUCCCACACUUCGGUUUGAGUUUCUUGCUAGUACCUCCGUUUCACGGUUAGCUCACGCGGUUAGCCACAGCUAACAACAACAUGUCCGCGUGGACUCGCCGUAGCUGCUUUCUUCUUCUACGCCGUGCCGAGGCAGCGGUUGCCGUGGCGACCGCACUCACAAGUUGCGUAGCGGAAACUGAACUUUGAAGAUGACUUCUUCAGCCGGAAGACAAACACAGACCUGGAAUAAACACUAGCUUUAGGAACAAUGGCGUCCUGCUUGGUGCCGGACCUCCCCGCCGUCAUGGUCGCCCUCGAACAUCUAAAGGAGCUGGACAACGCGCUGAAAGAGGAGGGAGUGCCGUUCGCACCAGAGGCCAGCCUCCACCUGGCAGAGCUGACCGCUGCCGUCACCGACCUGGAGUCAGACCGACGUGCAGCCCACGAACAUUUAGAGGUGGAAACCAUAGAAAACAGCAAGCUGCGACACCAGAUAGACAACAUACGUGAUCGAAUGAGCCAGGAAAUCAUGGCCGACGUGGCAGCAGCCCGAGCAUCCAAUGCUGAGGAGAUGGAGCUGCUGCACAAAGAGCUGAGCACGGUGUCCCUGCUGCGAGAAGCUGCUGAGAAGAGACAGGGAGAACUCCUGAGCCAAAAUGAAGCAUUGCGUCCUCACAGGAUACGAGAGAAGGCCGAGCACGAAGAGGUCGUGGCUGUUCUGAAUGAUCAGAUAUCCCGAAAAUACAGCUUGCAAAUGCAACUCGACCAAACACUGGGGCGGAGAGAGGAGCUGAAGAUCUGCAUCGCUGCUGUCAAACAAGACAAAAUAUCACUGGAGCAAAACAUGGAGCUGGCGAGAGAAGCUUUCACUGUGAGGGAACGCAACUUGUCCGGGGACAGGAAUCAGAUGGACGAGAAAGUCAAGCAGCAGAAACAAGUGAUCAGGAGGAGAAGAAGAGAGCUGGGGAGAGUAAACAGCAAGAAACAAGAGAGCCAUGGCCGCCUGGAAGAGCUCUCCGCUGAUUCGGCCAAGAUAGAGGGCAACCUACAGAGACUGACAGUAUCUCGGUGCCAGUUUGAGAAAGAGCUUGAAGGUGAGACUCAAAGGCGUCAAGACCUGAGGCAACAGAGAGAAACGCUGAAGAAGGAGUUGUGUGAUUUAGGAGAAGCGUUCAGCCUUACCAUUAAGAAUCUAAAAGAGAGAAUCACUGCAGCGGAGAGCAAAAUAGAGGAGGGUCAAGCAUCAAGGUGUCUCUGUCAGGACCACCUGGCUCAUAUCCAUGAGAUAUUCAAGCGGCAGCAUGGGGAAGAGAGCAAAGUGAGGGCAGAUCAUUCCCGUGCAUCACAGCAGCUGGAGCGGUCCAGGCUGCAGCUAGAGGAACGCAUUGCCUCCGUGGUGAAACACAACAAGGAGAUCAGAGAGAUGGACAAGCACAUCAGAGAACUUCUGGAGGCUGACACCAUCAACAAGCGUGUGUUCGAGAGGAAUCAGGAGGAGCUGUGUGCCAACGUGGAUACGGAGAAGACGAACAUCCGCCAUCUCGAGGAGGAGAGGAACAGGCUGAGGAGACUUCUGGAGGAGGCGAGAAGGGCGCAGGAGGAACACAUGGCGAAAAUAACCUCUGGCAUCACCAGCGCAAGGAGGCGCUAUGAGGAGCUGCAGCAAGAGGAGGCAGCGCUCCAGCAGCGCCAGCCCAAGAGCACAGAUGCCGACCUGCUAAUGAACCACGUGGCCCAGUGUGCAGCAGAAUACAGACAAGUGGAGAUUCAACUCCAUCAGGAGAUUGAGCAGUGCACCGCAGAGACUGAGGGCAUCACGAGGAGCAACGAGGAGAAGCAGAGGUUGGUGGAGGAGAAAGAGGAGAUGCUGAAGGAGGUGGAGGCCAGGUGGAAUGAGGAGCAAAGCCGCAACCAGAGGCUUAAAACGCUGACCUCCGAGCUGAGGCAGAGGAGGGCUGAGCUGGAGCUGUCCAUUCAGGGGCUGAAGGAGAAAACCAUCUUUCUGCUUCAGCCCAAAGAGGAGAUGAAGGUGGAGCUGGAGGAAACGCGAGCACAUCACAUGGAUGGGCUCUCCAGACAGGCCUCAGAGCUGAGGGCUGUGGAACUGAGCAUCUAUGACACCAGUGUGAAACUGGAGCAGGUCAGAGUGGAGAACAGCAGGCUGCAUCUCUGCAUCAGACACAUGACGGAGGAGGUGAACAGAGUCAGGGGGAACAAAGACAGACACUGGCAGGAGGUUCACCAGUUCCACCGGGACAAACGGGCCUUGUUUGAGACGUUACAGGAAGCAUGGAGGGAAGAUAUAUUGGUAACGGAGGACUGUCAGAGGAGUGACGGUGUUCUGCUGGUGUGUAUGAACACUCUGCUGAACCAUCUGAAGACUAGGAGACAGCAGUUGGGACAUGUCAACACACUCCUACACCAGAAAAUGCUGCAUUUCAGCAGAAGACUGGGAGAUCAGACAUAAAACUGAUCUGAGUUGAUAGAACACAAGUUCCUUCACAAAUACUGUCAAGUGUCCACAUGAAUUCAAAAACAUAUUGAAGAUGGAAGCAACAAGAACAUACAGACAUCUGUUCUAUUUAUUUUUUACUAGUGCAGUGCCCACUCAGAGCCUGCCUGUGUGGAAUGGGUUGUUUUCUUGGCCUGUUGCCUGUGAAACCUUUAAGUGACCUGUGGCAAGUGAAGAGCGGCUGCAGGACACAUAGCGCCUCCAUAGAGCCCUGAUUACAAUAACUUUUUAUAUUGAAUUAUUUUAUUUCUA
Molecule: messenger RNA, 3571 nt
Organism: Paralichthys olivaceus (Japanese flounder)
Lineage: Eukaryota; Metazoa; Chordata; Actinopteri; Pleuronectiformes; Paralichthyidae
Gene: ccdc175
Product: coiled-coil domain containing 175
Source: RefSeq, a predicted model, not a curated record